CAUCGCCUUGGAUUUGAGGGGUUUCUACUCUCUGCAAAGUCGGAGGGGUCUUUUUUUUCCAAAGUGGUGCUUGUGAUGGAAAGACGAGAGGAGAUGGUGAUGCUGGCGGAGGAAGCUGAGCAUGGUAAAAACGCCUCAGGCUUGUCGGACGCGAGCGGGAACAGCGCGAGGGAGCCGCAGGGGAAGCAGAGUCUGCUGCACAGGGGCUGUCUGAGUCCCGGAGCUGCAGCGGCGGCGGCGGUGCCCUACUCCCGGGACAGGAGCGACCUCCUGGUGGUUGAAGAGAACGGACGCAGGAAUAUGUGCGCCGCCGACGGGAGGCCACUUGGCGCAUCCUCCACGGGGGAGAGACACCGGAGUGAUCAUCCUCUCAAGGACGGCAGCAGCUCGGACACAGAGUCGGACUUCUACGAGGAAAUUGACGUGAGCUGCACGCCGGAAGGCAUGGACUACACGAGUGGUAAAGGCAGGAAUGGAGAUUCUCCGGGUCACCGAGGAGACUCUGGCUCUGACCCCGGUAAGACUGUGCCUGGGCAGGGCUCUCUGUCCUACACAGCCGACCAGAUUCGUCGGUACCGGACUGCGUUCACACGGGAGCAGAUCGCACGCCUGGAGAAGGAGUUUUACCGGGAGAACUACGUGUCCAGGCCGAGGAGAUGCGAACUGGCAGCGGCGCUGAAUCUGCCUGAAACCACCAUCAAGGUGUGGUUCCAGAACCGCAGGAUGAAGGACAAGCGUCAGCGUCUGGCCAUGACGUGGCCUCACCCUGCGGACCCGGCCUUUUACACGUACAUGAUGAGCCACGCCGCGGCCACGGGCAACCUGCCCUACCCUUUCCCAUCCCACCUGCCUCUGCCGUACUACUCCCACCUAGGCAUCGGAGCAGGUUCGACUCCGACCGCCGCCCCUUUCUCCAACCCGCUGCGCUCCCUCGACAGUUUCCGGAUGCUGUCUCAUCCCUACCAGAGGCCGGAGCUGCUGUGCGCCUUCAGACAUCCAUCACUGUACACGGGGCCGACCCACGGCCUCGGACCUGGGGGAACUCCCUGUUCUUGCUUGGCCUGUCACUCCAGUCAGUCCAACGGUCUGUCCAGCAGGCCCCCCGCCACAGACUUCGGCUGCUCUCCAACCAGCAGAACUGACGCUUUUGUCACUUUCACGCCUUCGGUGCUCAGCAAAUCCUCACCUGUGACACUGGACCAGAGGGAGGAAGUGUCUCUGACCAGAUAAAA
Cynoglossus semilaevis (tongue sole) is the source of this 1232-nucleotide messenger RNA. It is a transcript of the gene evx1, whose product is annotated as even-skipped homeobox 1. The record is from RefSeq and is a predicted model, not a curated record. Gene Ontology annotation, cellular component: nucleus. Lineage: Eukaryota; Metazoa; Chordata; Actinopteri; Pleuronectiformes; Cynoglossidae. Gene Ontology annotation, molecular function: RNA polymerase II cis-regulatory region sequence-specific DNA binding; DNA-binding transcription factor activity, RNA polymerase II-specific. The transcript has 3 exons. The coding region runs from base 76 to 1230 and encodes 384 amino acids. Gene Ontology annotation, biological process: regulation of transcription by RNA polymerase II.